Molecule: messenger RNA, 5811 nt
Organism: Physeter macrocephalus (sperm whale)
Lineage: Eukaryota; Metazoa; Chordata; Mammalia; Artiodactyla; Physeteridae
Product: kelch-like protein 21
Exons: 12
Coding region: 109-2181 (690 amino acids)
Biological process (GO): cleavage in ITS2 between 5.8S rRNA and LSU-rRNA of tricistronic rRNA transcript (SSU-rRNA, 5.8S rRNA, LSU-rRNA); protein ubiquitination
Cellular component (GO): nucleus
Molecular function (GO): polynucleotide 5'-hydroxyl-kinase activity; protein binding
Source: RefSeq, a predicted model, not a curated record
CGAGGCCGCCGGCAGAGGGCGCCCGCGGCUCCCAGGCCGCUGGACGGGCCACGGGGCGGAGCGACGGGAUCUCGCGAGAUUGUCGAGCAGCAGGCGCCGGUGGGCAGCAUGGCUGACUCGCUGCUACUGUCUAAGAGGGCUCCUUCUCGCUCCACGUGGCUGCGGGCCCGCAAGGCCCGGCCGCACCUCAUCCUCAGCUACCGGCCCCGCCGCCGGCUCGGGAGGCUGCGCUGGCGCGGCCGAAGGCGCUUUCGGCGGCGACUGCUGCAGGCCCAGGCGGCCGGCGCGGACUGGCGGGAGGGCGGCUGCCUGGUGUCGCGCGCGGCGGCGCCCCGGAGGCCCAAGACCGCGGCCCCCAGCCCCCGCCCGGCCGAGGAUCCGGCCCCGAGUUGUUCCACCAUCCUCCCCAUCCCGCCAGUGCGGUCAGCCGGCUCGGGCCGCGCCGUGUUGCUGCUGCCGCUGGGGCAGGGCUUUACUUUUAGCGGGAUCUGUCGUGUGACCUGCCUCUAUGGCCAGGUGCAGGUGUUUGGUUUUACCAUCAGCCAAGGCCAACCUGCCCAAAAUGUCUUCUCUGCCUAUACCCACUCUCGCCUGACUAUCAAUGCAGUUCAUUACCCAGUGCAUGAGAAAAGCAAGAAAGAGAUGAAAAGGGAAGCCCGAAGUUUGCUCAGAUCUUAUCUGAACCAAGAUGACAGAUAUUGUUUGAUGAAGAAUUUUUCUCCUCUGUGUUCCAUUCUGUUGCUGGAACGUCUGAAAACCUCCACUGUGAACUUCAUAAUCAGCCAUCCAGGUUUAUCUUACGUUUUCGUACAAGAGAUUCCGACUUUCCAGAUUAACUCUGAGUAUUUCGCCUUGAAAUCUGUCGGUAUUAGAAGAGAGAGGAAAAAAAACGGCCUUCGUUUAACCGAGAGUGCCUUUUCAGUCAUGGAAGAGUUAGUCAGCAUUUCUUGUGAAGAAGCAGACGGCUGCCCGGUCAUUCUGGUUUGUGGCUCUCAGGACAUUGGAAAGUCAACAUUUAUUAGAUACCUGAUUAACCAGUUGUUAAAUAGUAUAUCCUGCAUUGACUAUUUGGAAUGUGAUCUGGGACAGACAGAAUUUACUCCGCCGGGUUGCAUUUCUCUACUUAAUGUUACAGAACCAGUUCUAGGACCACCUUUCACCCACCAGAGGACACCCCAGAAAAUGGUCUAUUAUGGGAAGCCUUCUUGUAAAAACAACUUUGAAAAUUAUAUUGAGAUAAUAAAGUAUGUGUUCAGCUCGUACAAGAGAGAGUCCCCUCUUAUCGUCAACACGAUGGGCUGGGUGGCAGACCAGGGUCUCCUGCUUCUUAUUGACCUGAUCCGACUGCUGUCGCCCAGCCACGUCGUUCAGUUCAGCUCCGACCGGGGUAGGUACAUGCCAGACCUCAGCCCAAGCUACGUGGACGACAUGGACGGCUUGUACACAAAGAGCACGUCCAGAGUCAGAAACAGAGGAUUCCACCUGGCAGAAUUUGCAGACAAUUUGGAAUUUGCUGACGAAGAAAAGGAGAAUCCAGUUCUGUUUACUGGAUACAAACUGAUGUCCGUUAAGUCGGAGUUUGUGUCUGGAAAAACUCCAAGAAAUAGAGAAUCACAUAACAAAGUCCUUCGCGAGUUGGCAGUGCUGAGUUACCUUGGCCAGCUGCAGCCCCCAGUGCCAAAGCCACUGUGUCCCUUACAUGGUCUGACGCCCUAUCAGGUCCCUUUCAAUGCCGUCGCACUCCGGAUUAUCCACGCUGAUGUCGCUCCUACCCAUAUAUUAUACGCUGUGAAUGCCAGCUGGGUUGGGCUUUGCAAGAUCCUGGAUGAUGUCAGAGGAUAUGCAAGCGGGCCCAUCCUGCUUGCCCAGACGCCCAUCUGUGAUUGUUUGGGGUUUGGAAUCUGUAGAGGGAUCGACAUGGAGAAGAGGCUUUACCACAUCCUUACUCCUGUGCCCCCGGAAGAGCUACGAAACGUGAACUGUCUGCUGGUUGGAACCAUUUCCAUUCCACAGUGUGUUCUCAAGAGCCAGCGUGGGCUCGAAGGGACGAUACCUUACAUCACAACAGAUUAUAAUUUUAAACUUCCUGGAGCAUCAGAGAAAAUUGGAGCAAGAGAAAUUGAGGAAACACGUAAAGAGAAAGUACACCCCAAACCUAAAUUCUAUCGAAAAACAAACUGAUCCUGAUGUUCUUAAUAAGGGAAGGACCUUUUCUACCGAGAGCUUGACUCUGUCUCCAGGCUAGCACCAGCGGACUGAUGGGGUUCUGUGGCCACGAACGGAACGGCGCGCUUACGUAGCAAAAGGUGCAGUGUUUGCUGCAUAACUCGUGGAUAUGUUUAGAGUGCAUUUAAGUCUGUUCUUAAGUCGACAUGACCUAGAGGUUUGCCCUAGUCUUCUGUUUUAUUUUCUAAGGGAGUAAAGCAGCAGGGAAAAGUUUGUGCGCCAUCGAAACAGAAAGAACGUGGUAGAUUCCUCAUAAAGUUUUUCCAGGACCUGGUUGUUGGCAUCUGGAUAAAAAUAGAGUAACGGGAGCCACAGAAACGUCCCAAGGGGGAAGGCAGGCUGGCCAGCAGGAUGGAGAGCAUAAGGGAAUAUGGUGGCGCCCUGUGGUCCCUGCCCCGGGCCGGGGCGGGGGCAUUCCCAUCCCUGCUCGUUGGAUGGUCUCCAGCCCCUUCCAUGCAUGUGGGCCAAGGCUUAAGCCUCUGUUUGGUCUGUUAAAGUUAAUCAAGGUUUCAGAGAUAAAAGUUUGACUCCAGAGCCCUUCUUCUUCCUUUUUAAAAUCUGAUGCUGAAAAAAUGCUCUCAAAUCUAGGAAGCCUAUUUUGGGGCCUCUUUAAAACCAGAUUUGUCCUAAUUGACUUCGCAUCUGAAAUUAAAAACACACAAUGGGGCUUCCCUGCUGGCGCAGUGGUUGAGAGUCUGCCUGCCGACGCUGGGGACGCGGGUUCGUGCCCCGGUCCGGGAGGGUCCCACGUGCCGCGGAGCGGCUGGGCCCGUGAGCCGUGGCCGCUGAGCCUGCGCGUCCGGAGCCUGUGCUCCGCAACGGGAGGGGCCACAACAGUGAGAGGCCCGCGUGCCGCAAAAAAAACCCCAGAAAACAAAAAAACCACACACGAUGGUCAGAGCCGGACACUAGGCUGUUUGGAAGAAGGACCGGGGGAGCAGCUCAUGCUCUUGGGCUUGGUGGCUGGGCCUGAACUCUGUGUCGGUGAUGGUGCUGUUCUCCCAGGGGUUGGGGGCCAGCGAUGGAACUCCAUCUUCUCCCUGGUGGUCAGGAUUCUUUAACCUCCCAGGUUGGAAGUGGUUUUGGUAAACAAUCAGGACAGCCAGGUCAGGUCACCAUUUCUGCGUUUAGGACGCUGAGGCAGCCUUUCAAACUGGUGUUGUGAAUUCCAGCUUCCUAGCAGAAUGUGUUGAAGGACAACUAUUAGGAUGUGUGGGUUUUAACGUUUACGAUCCUUUAAAGCGUUGACUGUCAUUCAUUGUCUUAAGUACUCAUGUGGCUUCUCAUCUCGUAGAGCCCUUGUCACCAUCCAGGAUCAGGUGUGAUACCCUAGAGACCGUUUAAUGUCUAGCUUUUUUUUUUUUUUGCUGUGGGAACCAUUUAAUCUGCAUACGGAGACUCGUAUUUACCGUGAUUCUUUCUACCAGAGGAACAAAGGGGGCCCUGCAGGAAGGGCUUCUUUUUUUUUUGAAUUUUAUUUAUUUUUUUAUACAGCAGGUUCUCAUUAGUUAUCCAUUUUAUACAUAUUAGUGUCUACGUGUCCAUCCCAAUCGCCCAGUUCAUCCCACGGCCCCCACCCCAAUGUCUAGCUUCUUAGUUGCUUCUUAUUUAUAUCUAAAUUUAACUCGUACGUGGUUUUCUUUCUUGGCCUGGCAAAGACUAUUAACAGACAAUCCACCAUCAACUUUUUGCCUCCUUCCCAAGUUCCUGUACCUUUACAAUAAUACUGUAGGUCUUUAGCAGCAAGUGGUGGCCUGUCAUUUGGGUUUUCAUUAAAUCCAGGCUCGCCUUUAGCCUGUUUCCUGCUGGCCUUUGAGGCUGCAGGCUUCAGUCCCCAUCGGUAAAGAAAACAAACGUUGCCGCUAGAGGGAGCUGUCAGCCAUUGGUCAGCUGGCCAUACGGAGGCUGGAGAUGGCCGAGGAGCCCGCCUAGGCCUUUGUCAGCAUCCACGGAUGCUGGAGACAGGGCGCUGUGGUCAGCUCCAGGUGUGCCAGUCAGACUGGCAACGGUGCAUCCCCCUGGUGUGUUUGCUUAUCAAUGGCGAUGGUUUGGGCUUUCUGUCAUUUCCACUGUCUGAUGGCUCAGGAUGGGUAGUGAGAGUUCUGCGUUGGAGAUGCUCGUAACAAAAACUCAGUCAUUUCUGUGUGUGAUUUUUAAAGCAGUACAUGCUUAUUUUAAGAAAAUUAAAGGAACGUAUGACUUAGAACAAGAACCCUUAGUCACUGAUUUUGUGGUUCUUGAAAAUCAGCUCUUUAGAUCUGUUUCCAGGACAGGUAGACAUGAAAAUGAAACGAUUCUCCAAUUCUAGGGUUGAUUUUAUUUUGUGAAGAAAGGUAGUUCUGUUUCCAUCUGUCCCCCGAUAGGCCUUGGGGGCAGACACCACUGUGUCCUCUGAGACCCCAGAUUAGAACUGAGGACUUAGGAAAGGGGAGGCGGGUCGGUGAACUGCCUAGUGAGGUGCCUUGGUGUUUGAAAAAUCGAAUCCUGGAAGUAGCUGGCCAGAGAGGACAUGGGGGUGGUGGGGCCCCGGCUGAAGCGAGGGAGCUGCUUGCCGCUCCUGGGGUCCCUGUGACAGGCGGGUCCUCACCCUCCCGGGCGCUCAGGUUUCUGCCCGACAGACGGCGAGAGGACCAAGGGACGUGGGGUGGUGAUUCUUAAAGCAUCUGGUAGUUGUUUCCCGUAGAUUUGGUCGAGGCCAUGUAGUGGUUAAGGCAGCAGGCUUUGAUGUUGGAGCUCUGAGUUCACCUUCUGGCUGGGCCACUGGCCAGCAGUGUAGCUUUGAGGCUGUAUUUAACCUGAGCCGGUGUCCUCUAAGAUGGGCGGAUAGCGCUUCCCUCGGGGCCCCUGCGUGAGGAGGGUGAGAGGCGCGUCUACAGCAGGCAAAGCAGUAACUCGUAGUAUGUGGCCUGUCUCUAAGGGUUGUGAAUCCAGAAGGCAGGACCACGAUUGUAUCCCUCACGGUCACACUGGGGCGAAGCAGAAACUGUCGGCAUUGGAAACCACCUUACCCGGCGGUCCCCGGGCAGGUUUACCUUAACACCGUUCUUCCCGCUGCGGGGCCUGCCCAGGGCUUCCACCGAUCACCCGCUCCUGGGGGUUUCUCAUAAACCCCACUAACUGCCUUUAAAAUUGUGUGACCAGUUCACCCAUGUAGGAGAUGAUCCUGACGUCCACCGCCACGGAAUCACUGUUGACGCUGUGAUGCCGUCUCGUCCAGUAUUUUUCUAAAAUGCACGUGUGUGUUUGUUUUAUAAAACUGGUGUCCAACUGUACGUAUGGUUUCUAUCCAGCUCUUUUCACUUAAUAUGUGAACUUCUGUAUCAUUAAAUAUUUUUGAGAAUGUGAAUUUAAUUGUGUAAUUUUGUUACGUAUAUAGAUAGACCGUUUUAUUCUCGGAAAUUAUUUAAAUGUUUAGGAGAAAUUACGGGGAAAACAUCGAAAGGGGGUAGUGAAAUCUGGGUGUCAGAGUGGGGAAGACAGGAAACCCCAGCAAGUGCCCGGCACCUUUUCUCUGUCUCGGCAUUGAGCGGGAUAAACUCCAGUGGGAGUUCAUCUUCGUUUUUCCUUUUGGGCCCAUGUAUGUAA